AUGUCCUAUCAGCCAGCUCAGCGUCCGUCGAUGACCGCGUCUACGCGCCGCAAUCGUCACGAACAGCCCUCCCAUCCCUUUUUCGAUCAAGCAUUCGCGGCGACGCAGACGAACGAACCGUACAGAAGCAUGCGGGACGAGUUAGCGACCCAGCUAUACGACGAGACGGCUACUUUCGGAGGCACCGGGUACAGUCAUAGCAAUCGCGUCAUUGACAGCAUGAGACGCCUCAGUACCACGGCUCAAAAGUACGAACGAGACGAUCAUGUCAAGAGAAAUAUGGCGAAGUGGCUGAACGUAUUCGAUUGCAUCGGAUCUGCGGAACAGAAGACGCACAAGCUCUUGGGAAGUCUUCCAGACCUGAGGCUGCCCGCUCCGCGUAACGCAAGAGACUCUACUUCGACAUCGAGACGCAGCGUCGCUCGUUCCAUGACGGUCCCGGUAUACGCAUCCUCCUAUCAGAACGUAGACAACUCUGCGGUUGCGCAAUUCACAGCCGCACCACUCAACACGUAUGCAGCCUCGUCGCCGUACGCGGUCAGUCCUCCGUUCAUACCGUCCAGCGGUACGGACAAGCGGGGCUACGUCAUAGGCAGGGAGACCAUGAAUCCCAACCCCUCCGACAUGCGAACCGUCAUGCGAACUGAGAGGGCGCAGCUGAUCGACAACUUGGUCGAUACAACACCUUAUCUGACUGCUGCAGACCUUGGCAAGGAUCGUGAAGUCCUCGGUCUAUGUGCUGAAGUCAAGCGUUUGGCGAAACAAGGGAUCGCGACGCUGGAGGACAUGAACUCGGACUUUCACGAGACAUCCGGCGUAUGGGAAAAGGUCGCCUCCAACCUCAGCAAGAGCACAAACACGCUAUACGGUAUGAUGUCUGCGACCGCGACCGUUGUCGGCGGCAUCGUGGAUGGGAUGGAUAGCGGUCCCAACAAGAUUGCUUUGGGCGGCAUUGGGGGCUCAAUUCAAGCGGCGGCACAGUACCUACAAAGGAAGAUACAAGAUCCGGCCAGUACACAAAAUACGGCUUCCAAUGCGCGCGCCGCGGCGGAAGACCUGCGGCACAACACGCAGAUGGUUCUCAUGGCCUAUAUCGAGCUGCAGGGUGUCAUCGUGAAGAUACUGAGGAUGCGGGAGGGUGGCUCAACGUUCUCUGAAGAAGAAAAGAAACGCAUCGCGCAAUUCUUUUACUCGUUCGGUCGUCAUUUCGAUACUAUACCGGGUACGAGCAUCCAGCACACCGGCGAAGUGGAGACGCGCUGGCUGAAAGAACCUGAGGUAGAUCAUGCUCGCCUGCCGCGGGGUCGGUCCACUGAUGAGUUAUAUGGCCAGGAUUUCUUUCCGGAGUUCGACCACGUCGCGCAACUUGCCAUCACAGCUUCAAAUAUCGAGGGACACUGCAGAUCUCUCGCAUAUCUUCUUUGGUAUGCGCAUGGCGAAACACAGCUCAUCGAUCCCCUUCGGGAUGCGAUGAGAUCGGUCGCGAACUACCUGGAGCUGCUAAAGGAAGCUAUAUCUGCCUUGGAGAAUAUUUUCCGUGCCAUUCAGCACAUAAUUCUCGCACCUCUGGAAGCACCAAACGAAGCGCUCUCUGAUCUAUCGACCACCUAUCGCUCGGCUAUGACAGCCCUGAAACGCAUCGGCGCAAUGGCCGAGAUCACGCUAGAAACUCUGUCCAAGUCAGGACGCGACGCGUUCAUUUCUAUCUCAUACCCGCCCGUCAUUCACUUCUUGCUUGUCGAGGUUAUUGGCUCAGAGUGGAACGACCGUCUGUACGCUCUGGCGAAACUAUCGUACUUCGUCCAGCGCGUCAAGGACGACGUGGACAGUAUCGCAUCGGCAUCAGUCCAUCUGCAGCUCUCCGUCGAGGGCCUUCAGGAGCGCUUCAGUGUCGCUAAGAUGCUGGAGUACCGUGACCUGGGCCCUGAGCAGCAGUGGCAACUGAAGCAAUUCCUAAGCAGGACCUGGAUUGCUCUCAGAGAGUGGGCAGACCAUAUAGCGUUCUGCGGGGAGGUGAUCCGCUCGUACGACACGGCGAUGCUCGAGAUACCUGUCCCUGGCGCGCACAAUCGACCGAAAUGA
Messenger RNA from Schizophyllum commune H4-8, 2082 nucleotides. RefSeq lists its product as uncharacterized. NCBI's taxonomy places the organism in Eukaryota, Fungi, Basidiomycota, Agaricomycetes, Agaricales, Schizophyllaceae. The transcript is spliced from 10 exons. The record is from RefSeq and is a predicted model, not a curated record. Bases 1 to 2082 code for a protein of 693 amino acids.